AUGGACAAGUCUCUUAGCCCGGAACACGGCAACGAGCCGCAGAACCUAUCGACGAGCGACGCCACCCACCCUCCGCCGCCGCCGGACCACGGCGCCGAGGAGGAGGAGUACCGCAGCGGCAGUCCCUCGCAGACGGACGGUAACCUGAGCGCGUCGGCGGGAGACGGCAAACACUUGACCUUCUCGCCCGAGCAGGUGGCGUGUGUGUGCGAGGCGCUGCAACAAGGAGGGCACGUCGACCGGCUCGCCCGCUUCCUCUGGUCACUGCCGCCUAGCGAGCUGUUGCGGGGCAGCGAGGCCGUGCUGCGCGCUCGCUCCACCGUCGCCUUCCACCGCGGCAACUUCCGCGAGCUGUACGCGAUCCUCGACAGCCACGCGUUCGACGCGCAGUACCACGUCGAGUUACAAAAGAUGUGGUAUCGCGCGCACUACCUGGAAGCGGAGAAAAUCCGUGGACGGCCCCUGGGCGCCGUCGACAAGUACCGACUGCGGCGUAAGUACCCGCUGCCGAAAACGAUCUGGGACGGCGAGGAGACAGUCUAUUGCUUCAAGGAGAAGUCGCGGGCGGCGCUGAAGGACUGUUACAAGCAGAACCGCUAUCCGACGCCAGACGAGAAGCGCGACUUAGCGAAGAAGACGGGUCUGACGUUGACGCAGGUCAGCAAUUGGUUCAAGAAUCGACGCCAGCGCGACCGGACGCCGCAGAUGCACCGAACCAAUCCAGACGUGCAUCAGCUUGCUGUGGAGAACCCAGCCAUGAUUGGUCAGAGUGAAGCGGAGCGCAUGGUCCAAUACAACCGUAAGCUGCUGGAGGAAAGCCAUUGCAAACUCUCACUGGCAAAUAUGGUAAAGCAGAAGCACGCUGUAGCUAUUCUACAUCCGCAUUCACAAACCCUGGUUUCACAGUACAUGAGCAUCCCGCCAAAUGACGGCCAUUAUUGAAUCCCUACAAACAAACCAUGGUGAUAUUCCCCAUCGUAGCUGAAGUCUUGUUCGUAGUGGAACACGAGAUAUUAAUCUGGUUCAAAUCUAUAUACGUCGCGAAGAAUUAGUAGGAUGUCGGGACACGUGCUGUGGCGACUAGGUUAGAUUUUCAAAGUUCCAUGUUAUUUUAUAUGUAUAUGGCUGUACAGUGCUGUGAUGCUACAGGUCAAACAAUAAUCAGACGUCGUGUAACUUUAUGUCUCGCAUUUUCCCGAGUGAAAACGCGUGUAUAAGUAUGAAUAAGCGCGUAUAAACGGCAUCGUUUACCCGAAUAUGAUCUCAAUGUGGAUUUCUAUACUUAGAAAUGGUAAUAUACAUAAGUGUAUAUCGUGUACCGUUGCGCAGUACGUGCGUGCAUGAUAUUAGCUCAGGAGCAUGUGGUAAAUCAUGCUGCUGAAUAAGAGACGUUUUAUGCGAAUUGGGUGUAUAUAUAUAUUUUCCAGUGCUAAUAUUGUGUAAAAUUAUUGUAUGUGUUAAGCACCGUGAUAAUACGAUAUUGGCUAUGUUUAAGCGCAGUAUCAUCGCGAUAAUUGUUGCAGUAUUUUACACUCUAGAAUGAGAGUCAAUGAAGAGAGGAAGAGAAGACGACAAGACAGACCUUUGGUUUUGUUUCAUGUACGCGAACCAGAACUGUAAAGUGAAUCAGGAAUACUUAAUUAUUUAUUAUAUUUAGAACCUUAUUCGUAAACGUUGUUAAUUAAUUGCUUGAUUGGAGGAAAUUCCUUGGUUCAAGCAAGGUACAUCGGAAAUUAUUUCUAGUCUCUUAAAUGUUUAACUAUUUAUUAAAAUGGGAGAUGUUCAAUGGAAACACCGGCUUUUCUGGUAUGUGAACGCAUAAAGUCAGCUGAUAGCUUAAUUGCAGCGAGCGUCGUUUCGAUAGAGUAAACGCUGCAUGCAUACCGUUUUUUGACAUGUCUUGGAAUUAAUCAAUUAUCUAUAACAUAUACUUCUAGGUUUCGUUUGUGGUACCGUUAACGUAGUCAUAUAUUUUAUGUGUCAGUCUAUGUUUUUGUCAUUAGAAUGACAAAAGUCACGUUUUUGAUAUUAAAUGAUAGCUAUAUGAUCUCCUGUUCGUGAGCGACUAUGGCAAUGUAGAUCGAGUAUAAAUAAACGGACCCCUUUCAGAUUCGA
Messenger RNA from Priapulus caudatus, 2115 nucleotides. RefSeq names its product homeobox protein six1-like. Gene Ontology annotation, biological process: regulation of transcription by RNA polymerase II. NCBI's taxonomy places the organism in Eukaryota, Metazoa, Priapulida, Priapulimorpha, Priapulimorphida, Priapulidae. The record is from RefSeq and is a predicted model, not a curated record. The transcript is spliced from 3 exons. The coding region runs from base 1 to 942 and encodes 313 amino acids. Gene Ontology annotation, molecular function: RNA polymerase II cis-regulatory region sequence-specific DNA binding; DNA-binding transcription factor activity, RNA polymerase II-specific. Gene Ontology annotation, cellular component: nucleus; transcription regulator complex.